AUGAAUGUUUUGGAAUGGAAUUCAAAACCUUUUCCAGACAAUUUCAGAUCAAAAUUAAAUGAAUCAGAAGUUUUAAAAUUGGCUUACAAUUUUAAUUUGUCUUUACCAGAUUCUGACUUGUAUGUAAUGGAAACAUUUUCUAUAAGAGGAAAAGAAUUACAUAAUAAAAUAAAUGAAAUUCAUUUAUCAUCCAUGCUUAUAGUAUUAUUAAAUGGAAUUAACAAAGAAUUCGAUUUGGAAGAAAAAGUUUUUUUUCAAAAACAAAGCGUCAUCAACCAUUUAUUUAGUUUGUUAAUUGGAAAUGAUAGAACAUCAUCCAGUAAUGCUGUUAAUAGUAUUAUAAAAGAAUUAGAAAUGCAUAAUUACAUAAAAACAUUAACAGAUAAAUGUUCUAAUGAUAAUUUCACAAUUCAAAUACCACCAAAGUGUAUUGAAUCAUACAUUGUUUCAAAUGAUGUAAAGAAAGAAGAUUUAGCAAUUUCAUUUCUACUCACAUUAUCUUUUAUAAAAGUUAACAUUUUACAAAAUGAAACGACAUUUGAAAAAUUGAAUUCGUCAAAAUGGCAACUUAAAAAAGAAGCAACUGUAGAAUAA
This is a messenger RNA of Pediculus humanus corporis (human body louse), 594 nucleotides long. RefSeq lists its product as uncharacterized. Bases 1 to 594 code for a protein of 197 amino acids. NCBI's taxonomy places the organism in Eukaryota, Metazoa, Arthropoda, Insecta, Psocodea, Pediculidae. Gene Ontology annotation, biological process: transcription elongation by mitochondrial RNA polymerase; mitochondrial transcription. The record is from RefSeq and is a predicted model, not a curated record. Gene Ontology annotation, cellular component: mitochondrial nucleoid. Gene Ontology annotation, molecular function: DNA polymerase processivity factor activity. The transcript is spliced from 3 exons.